CGGGAUGCCCGCUCUUUGAGGCUGUCAUUCCCCAUGUGUGAGGUUUCACUUCUGGACCCAUUGGGAAGCAUUUGGAGCCGGGAAAGGGGGCUGUUGUGGUUUUUGCACUCGGCUGGAAGUGACAAUACAAACCAGACGUGGGGUGUCCUGAAGGCAAAAGGACUUGGGAGAAACGGGACGCGUUUCUGAGGUUGGCAGGAAUGUUCCCAAGUUGCCCUCCGUAGUAUAUAACGUGAGCUGUUUCAAAAACCAGAGUGUUCGGUUUUUAGCUCUUCUAAGCAAGGGGCCUUAGUGACGGGACGUUGAAAUGGGUCAAGUUGAACAAGAAUUUGUUUUGCACAGCGGUUCUGACUUAAUUCUCGCUGCAAGGAUCCCAGCCACUUCCUGACUGCUGGGUGACCAUGGAGAGCAGUUGUUUUUCUCUACAUUUGGGGUUUUCGGGAGUCACAGGGUGCGCAUGAAGACGAAGAGGGGAUCUUGUGUGUUUUUUUGUGUGUGCAAAAUAAUGGAAUUAGGGUGAAAAUGAUGUUUUUAUUGCCUAUCUCUCGCCUUCUGUUUCAGCGUAAAUGCAUUGUUUUGUACUGCUGGUAAUUCUUGAAGAUUUACACUGAUUUGGAAAAGGUGUCAUCUCUAAGAUACUUAUCUGUAUUGCAGUCAGAGGAAUGGAUAUGCUUUGUGUCAAAUUAACCCUGGGGUUUGGUUUUCAGUUAAGAAAAUGAGGCAGAAGGCGGUGUUAACCAAGACCUUCCAAGGCCCAGCCACGGUCUGUAGGACUCCGACCAGCCAAGUUUACGUGUUUGAAAAUGGCGAUGGGGACUCAGGGGACUCCUCUGAAGAAGAGUCCCACGGAAUGGCUCUGCGGCCCCGGGGCAAGGAGCGCCAGAAGGGUGCCCACCACCCUCCCCAGCCUGGAGCUGGGAGCAUCGUGAUGCUGCAGCGGGAGCUGGCCCAGGAGGACAGCCUCAACAAGCUCGCUCUUCAGUAUGGCUGCAAAGUUGCAGAUAUCAAGAAAGCCAACAACUUCAUCAGAGAACAAGACUUAUAUGCUUUGAAAUCUAUUAAGAUUCCUGUGAAAAACCACGGGAUCCUAACAGAGACCCACAAAGAACUCAGACCCCUCCUGAGCCCAUCCUCAGAGACCAGAGAGACCUUCGAGGGGCAGCCAGACCAAGACAGAGCAGCCACGGGCGCCAGUGCCCCAUCCAGCCCCCUGACGGAGUUCUUUAAGGGCGUUGACCAGAAUAUUGAACGUGUGGUGCAAUCAGAAAUCUUUAUCGGUGACAGUUACUGCUUGGAGACCUCUGGUCAGCCACUACUUCCGGCUCCUCCGAAGACGCCGACCAACGGUGCCGACUGUGGAAUUCAGUGGUGGAAUGCUGUUCUUAUCAUGCUUCUCAUUGGGAUUGUUUUGCCAGUGUUUUAUUUAGUCUAUUUUAAAAUACGAGCUACCGGAGAGGUUCCUAGUAGCUUGAACACAACUGCUGUCCCCAAUGGCUCGAUGGCAGUGAGUGCGGUUCUAGGACAAGCCCCCAAAUUAGCGAUUGCAGUGCCAACCAGCCCCUCUCCAGACAGCCAGCUCAGGCAGACCACCUGGGGAGGGAACUAGCUGCUGCUGUUCCUAGUCAGCCCAGUGGUGGCGACCGGGCUCCCGCUGUGCCUCCGCUGGCCCUGGCCUCUCCUAGGGCUGCAUUUACUCUUCUGCGGCACACGGACAUGUUUCAGAAGCCACCAGUGUGCUCUCAGCUAACACUCGUCCGCAGUGUGAGGGUGCUGUCCUCGCCUAAUCCAAGGCAGGGGAGCCCAGCCCAGCACCUGCAGCCUCCUAUGUCCAGGAAGGGGUGGCAGGAGAAACAUUGAUGAGACAUGUGACAUGGCCCCUUUUUCUGAAGGCAUUCAGUGGACUGGUCAUGUGUGUCUCCACAGUAACACACUGUGGGUCCGAAAAUUGGCUGUGCGCAGAAGAAUGGCCUUGGCACUGGGCCCCGGAGUGGGAACUCCUGGGCACGGCUUUGGUCGCCUGGCUGUUUGCAGUGUUCCCUGCCUGCUAUGGAUGGGUGACUGGCUCUGACGAAUGGGAUUCGUGUCUCCCUGGCAAAGGUGCUGUCCAACAGUGGUGAGCGUCACCCCGUGGUUAGAGCGUGACAGAUGACAGUUGUAACAAACCCGGCUUCAUACCUGCCUUGCCAGUGAGCCUUUCGGAGGCCCUGUCGCUCUGAAAUCAGAAGCCUACAUCCCGGGCGCUGUCCUGUCGAGUCAGCGGCAGCUCUGCUCACCGCCUUUAGAGCUGCUUAGUCCGACACGCGGUGUGUUUGAAGCUGCUGCUGUGCGGCCGGUGCUUCCGGCAGAGCGUUGGGGCUGGGCCCAGCUUCGCCUGGAGAGCGCCCCGCAGCCUUCACUAACUAGAUUCCCCAGGCCGGCUUUCUUAGAGGGAGCCCAGUGGAGAUGGAGUGCCCGUCAUGGAGGCCCCACCGUGACAUAAGGCCAGACAGUGGCUGGUCCAGCAUUGCCACGAGCAGCAGCCCCUGCGCACACCUGGAAGCUGGUGCAGGGAGAACCGGUGCUUCCGGUCGCUUCCCUGACUCCAUUCUCAGGAAUCCCAGAGCCACAGGCUGAGUCCAGGGCUCCGUGUAUCCCGUUUGGUGAAUAACACUAUAUACAGUGUGGCUCAGAUGUUAAAAGAGCAAACACUUAAUGCAGGACAUAGAGGUGACCCCUUGCUGUGAAAAGCCAUAGAGGGAGGGACCGAUGCCUGUCCCCCAGGGGCUUGCCCCUCUUCUCCCAUUCAUUCACAGUGGUGCCCAGGGUGGAGGUUCAAGGCGGGCAUGGGUUGGCCUCUGUGGCCCUUCAGUGGAGCAGGGUGGAUGCGGUGACCGCCUGCUUUGGCAGGAGCCCAUCGGGGUCCCACUGAGGAGCGGGAAUGGGCUGAGGUGGCUGGUGCUCCGCCUCGGGUUUGUCUCCGGGGAGGUGAACGUGCGUGGUCGAUGCACUUGCGUCAGAUCUCACUGCAGAGUAGGGAGUGGCGUAGGAGAAUGCUUGAGAUCCCGUUUCUUCCCAGUUCUCUGAGAAGUGAUGUGCCCUGGGUUCCAGGAGUAAAUUUGAAGUGUCUUCAAAAUAAAAUAUGUUCUUCAAAACCAAAAUGGUCUUCUGGAUAAAAUGAACCUGGGAACCUUUGCUACAAAAAGUAUGUUGAUCGUAGGAUUGCUUUUGCAGCCAGAUGUUUACUGUUCCCCUGAGGGCCACGGGGUUCCAUUUGUCACCAUUGGCUUCACCAGGCGGGGCUCAGAGUCCUAUGGGAAGUGAUUUUUGC
This is a messenger RNA of Molossus molossus (Pallas's mastiff bat), 3307 nucleotides long. RefSeq names its product LysM domain containing 4 (gene LYSMD4). NCBI's taxonomy places the organism in Eukaryota, Metazoa, Chordata, Mammalia, Chiroptera, Molossidae. The transcript is spliced from 2 exons. The coding region runs from base 716 to 1606 and encodes 296 amino acids. The record is from RefSeq and is a predicted model, not a curated record.